AUGUCCAUAGGCAUCGGCGCCCUUGUGGCACUGCGUGCGGUACCGUACCUGCAGGUGGAGCUGGGCCAUGUUGGACCAGCCUUCGGCGAGCGAAGCCGCUUGCUUCGCUUCGCUCGCAGCGCCUGGCAGGCCACCGCCGUGGAACAGGCGGUACAAGCAACGCUGGUGGCUGACAAGGAGGCAGUGGUGCGAAGGCCCCCGAGUGAUCCUCGCACCUAUCGUGUUCUUCAGCUGGAGAAUGGCCUGCAGGUGCUGUUGGCUUCCGACCCCACCGCCAGCACUGCCGCAGCUGCGUUGACUGCCCGGGGCCGAGAUGCUUGUCCAAUGCGGCACUUUCCAGGAGUUGUGACACUGCAGAGAUGGGACCCCUUGGAACGCUUGGGCUUGGCCCAUUUUCACGAGCACAUGCUCUUCCUAGGUACGGAGAAAUAUCCCAAGGAGGACGAGUACAGUUUGGCCGCUGAGAAUCCUUUGAUUCUGCAGACUCCGCCCCCGGUGGCCCCCGGACUUUUGGUCGACCUGGCCCAGGUAGGGUCUCCCUUCUUGGAGGGGGCGUUGGACCGAUUUGCGGAGUUUUUCAUCAGCCCAACUUUUGACCCAUCUGGCAUCGAGCGAGAAAUGAAGGCCGUGGACUCGGAGAGCACCAACUAUUCCACAGAGGAUGGCUGGCGUCUGCUGCAAGUGCUCAAGGCUACGGCGGCGGAAGAGCACCCCUUUUUCCGCUUUGACGUGGGAAACCUCGACACCCUCGGGGCGGAGGACUUGCCUGGUACUCGUGAGCAACUGGUGGCGGGGGGCCCUCAGUCGACGCAGUUGGAAGAUUGGAACAAGAAUCACUAUCAGGCUGGUGCAAUGAAGCUGGCAGUGGUGGGCCAACAGCCACUGGAGGAGCUGGAAAAGAUGGCCCUGUCCCGCUUCAGCCGAGUGAGGGUUGGCAAGGGCCAGGCUGGGUGCAAAAAGUUGGCGAAAAGACCCAGCUCGCUGCCCGGUGCGAGCCCGGCGUUCCGGAGGAGCCGAGCUAUCCCACUUUGCCGUGGCCAAAGGAUCAAGUGGGCUGGCUGCUCAGUGGAACUGCACCGUCCUGCAUGGGUUGCAUGGGUCCCUGUCACGGGUUCCCGUGCUGACCGUCCCCACGCAGGGCGUAUUGUGAAGAGUGUGCCGUUGAAGGAGGCCCGUUCCAUCUCAGCAUACUGGCCUCUACCUCCCGUGCAAAAGCACCUCUUCGCAAAGCCGGAAUUGUACAUCGCCCACAUGCUCGGUCACGAAGGGAAAGGCUCUUUGCACGUCAGGAUGUUCUCAAUCAGCCUCCGGCCUAGCACACCUGCUUUGUUGCAAGGGUUUAGCUGGGUUGACCAACUCUCAGCUGGAACUGCUCAAUCUUUUACUGACGAGCAGCUCUUCGCGGUGAACAUCACCUUGACGCCCGAGGGCGAUCUUCACCGCGAAGAGGUUUUGGCGCUGCUCUUUGAAUCUGUGGGACACUCAGGACUGUGGCUUCACCAUGGUGAACCAUGGUGA
Messenger RNA from Cladocopium goreaui, 1518 nucleotides. The record is from the annotation of a GenBank genome assembly. Lineage: Eukaryota; Dinophyceae; Suessiales; Symbiodiniaceae.